This is a messenger RNA of Epinephelus fuscoguttatus (brown-marbled grouper), 7874 nucleotides long. It is a transcript of the gene sorbs2a, whose product is annotated as sorbin and SH3 domain containing 2a. Lineage: Eukaryota; Metazoa; Chordata; Actinopteri; Perciformes; Serranidae. The record is from RefSeq and is a predicted model, not a curated record. The transcript has 28 exons. Gene Ontology annotation, cellular component: plasma membrane. Bases 781 to 5160 code for a protein of 1459 amino acids. Gene Ontology annotation, molecular function: protein binding.
GUGGACUGUUGCUGAAUGAAAAUAACAGAGGCCAUUUUGCGCACGGAGCCACGGCAUCAUUCAAUAAUAAUAAAAAGCGGAAACAGGAGGCAGGCUCAGUCCAUUUCGGGACAGACGGGAGUGUUUGAGAGCCGGCGGAGCGGUGUGAGAGCUGCGGGACCGCGGUGCGACUGGCGGCGUAGUCAAACACACAAAAACACAGCGGCAUGCGGUAACUACUUGUGUCGCCGCGUCGCCUCUUCCGUGGUGGUUUGUGUGUUGUGAGGGGGAAAAACGGGGACAGGACGACUUCACCGCAUUGCUAUCCGAGCCCUUGUGACCCCCGAGAGAGGGAGUUGUCUUUACUUAGCUGACCGACACCGGCGACAUCCAUGCGCGUCGAAAAACAGGUGUACAGUUUCAUCACACGGACGCCGCACUAGCUCGCGAGCCUCUGCUGCAGCUCGCGGUCUGUCUGCUCCGAGUUGAGUCAUUACACAUGGAAGAGGCUGAUUACCUGACAAUGUGCUGCGGGAUUAGUGGAGAGAGGCGACGGUCGUUUUAAGGCAUUAAACGGGAUAAGACCUGGGAAUAAAGCCUGACUGGGAGGAGAGACUUAUCCUGAGCGGAGGGAAGAAGACGUAUAAACAAAUCAGAACAUAACAAGACAAAGCGUGAGGAAGAGGCAGUUGGGCUCGCAGCUCACCUAUACCUGACUCUUCCUAGCAAGUCUCCAGUCUUUUGGUUUUAUGACGGAAAGUGUGUCUCCCUGCUGCGUAUCAGUAAGAAGUGCUCUUCAAUAUGAAUACAGAUAGCGGAGGAUGCUCUCGCAAAAGCGUGGCCUUGUCACUCAUGCUCUCUCCCAUGAAGAGGGUCCAGAGCUCACCAAAUCUAGGCACAGGGAGUGAUUCUCACUCAUCAGACUUGGAUUCUUGGCGGUCACGCAGUGCAACAGAUGGCCUUAAGAAUGGAGACGCCAGCAGCUCUUCUCUCGCUGCCAAAGGCUUCCGCAGUGUCAGACCCAACCUGCAGGACAAAAAGUCACCAACACAGGACAUCAAUCACGUGCCGUUGCCACCCCCCAGGAGAGAGAGUUUCUCCUUCUCACCCACAGGCACUAACCCGCCAGAGUACAGCUCCCUUGUUGCCCUGGCUAAUGAUUUCAGCCCUGGAACGCUAACAUUCACGCAGAACGAGAAAGCCGUUUUGAAAGAGUCCUACACUAUUAAAAGCACAUCUUCUUACUCCUACUCAGAGACCAAUGCAAACUCAGUCCAGCAGGCACAGCAGUCCACUGUCCAGAAUGAUAUCACCAAUUGUAUUGCAUCUGCCGCCACUAAUACACAGGCCCAGGAGCGUAAGGUGUCUUCCCUUAAAAUAACCCCCGUCACCAUCCCUGACCCCCCGGCUCACAGCAACUCUUACUGUGACCCCCUGCCUAAGACCCAGACCACAGGCUCCCCUCCACCCACUUCCCCGCCUCCACAGACAACCUUCUCACAGCCCCUGACACAGGCAGCCUCGCUCACUGUCCACUUGGGCCCAGAGAAUCCGAAACAUCCACAGCGUCAGCCUUCAAGCAACACAGUGGAGCUCAAGGUCCCAGAUCGAGCCUCAAAUCAAACCUCAAGUCCAGCUCCAUCCCAGGUGGAGAUGACGAAGGCUCCUGAGGUUCCACCAAGACCUUCUCCUGCACAGUUGUUGGGCCAGGUCCUCUCUCACGCUAUGAAUGGAAGUACUAGCCAUCCACAGAGGCCCCUCUCUCCUCCAUCCUAUCCUCCUCCACCCACCUCACUCCACACUGGGCUCCAGAGACAGAGCAGGAGUUCAGAGGGCAGUGAGUCAGUUACCAGAGAGUCUGUGGUGUCGGGCCACACCAGCGUCAGCAGCACUGUGCCCAUCGCCCGCUUCUCGGAAGAGGAGAAAAAGGUGUCCAUUAUUAAAGCACCUCAUUAUGAAGGCAUCGGCCCCGUGGACGACUCUGGCAUCCCCAUCGCCAUCCGCACAACGGUGGAUAGGCCUAAGGACUGGUACAAGACUAUGUUCAAACAGAUCCACAAGGUUCACAAAGCGGACGAUGACUAUUCUGACACAUAUAAUGCAACAUACGCUGUCAUAAACAAUGAUGACUACAGCCUGCCACCCCACACCACCAUGGCUCACCCCGCUCCCCGGACACAUACGUACAGGCCGCUCGCCAAAAGCCCCUCGGACAAUGGAGGGCAACUGGGCCCUCGGGAGCCUUCGCCAUCCCCCGUUCCCCCACCGCCUCCGCCAAUGCCAUCUCUCCUCCAGCUGAGGGCCAGAGACAGUGACCGUGAGAGAGACUCGCCUGACACGAAUGAAUGGGGUCCCCCCAACAGGAAAGUGGACACACGAAAGUACCGUGCAGAGCCUAAGAGUAUUUUUGAGUAUGAGCCUGGGAAGUCCUCCAUUUUGGAGCAUGAAAGACCAACCUAUGAUGACAUAGAUUUAGAGAACGAGCCUUGGUAUAAGUUCUUUUCCGAGCUGGAGUUUGGGCGGCCGCCUCCUAAAAAACGGCUGGAUUAUAAUCCAGACAUCUCCGCUCGCCAGCGCAUUGAGACAUCCCUGCACAUCGCUCCUGCUGACAAGGCUCCGGAGAGACCUGCGAGUGCUGCCAGCGACUACAGGAAGAGAAGGAAGUCUGAGCCGACGAGUUCCCAAGUGAAUGCUCAGUCUCAGAGCAGAGCUGCAACUUCCCCUAAACCAGUGGAUGCCUACAGACCCAGCAGCAGCCUCAAGAAGCCUGCGGUUCGUUCCUCACCAUCCUCACCCUCCAGAGCCAAAGACCAGGAUGUCUCCAGGUGUUAUUCCACCAUGGAUGGACGCCACACACCCCAGAGUAGAAGACCUACUCCUGACAGAGAGAAACAGCCUGCGAGAGCCAUUUAUGAUUUUAAGGCACAAACAGCUAAGGAGCUGUCAUUUAAGAAGGGUGAUGCAGUCAACAUCAUCCGGCAGAUAGACAACAACUGGUAUGAAGGAGAGCAUCGUGGGCGGGUUGGGAUAUUACCCAUAUCAUAUGUAGAAAAGAUGCCAUCCUCAGAGAGGCAGCAGCCAAUUCGUCCUCCUCCGCCAGCACAUGUCAGAGAGAUCGGAGAGGCAGUAGCUCGCUACAACUUCAACGCUGAUACUAAUGUGGAGCUGUCUCUCAGAAAGGGCGAGAGAAUAAUUGUGAUAAGGCAGGUGGACCAGAACUGGUACGAGGGGAAGAUCCCAGACACAACCAAACAGGGCAUCUUUCCUGUGUCCUACGUUGACAUCAUCAAGCGCUCCCCAGCCAAGAGCUCCGCCCACCACAUAGAUCCACAUGGUUACCCGAGCAGCAGGACACCAAGUUCUACACCUGUCAAGCCUUUCUACCAUCUACCUCCAUCCUCCACUCUCCGUGACCCCCUGUCCCCUCAGCCCUCCCUGCGGAGGCCUGACCUGCAAGCUGUCACCAGCGAGUGGCUGUCCCUCACAAUGGACCCAUCAGCGUCCACUCCAGCUCACUCCCUCACAACCACCCCUAUACCACCCACACCUCCCCCUCUCCCCGCUGACCUUACCCCUUUCCUAAAGGCUCAGGAGUCGAAGCCACCAUCACCUGCGCCGUCCCAAAGAGGCUUCACCCUGCCGCCUCAGAGGUUUUCUGUAACUCCUCCCUUUAAAGAAGGGAGACUUGGUUUAGGUCACACCCCUGUUGCCCUACCUUUCUCACAACCAGCACCACUACCACCUCCACCUCCUCCUCCUCCUCCACCCCCUCUUCCUCAUUCUGCAUUUACUUCUCCACUGUCUGACUUUUCACUGCGAUACAACAGUGGCAGAGCUCCGCCAUUACACAUUUCUAAGCCAGAGAUUUUAUCCUGCACAGUGCCAGAGCCAAUAAAGUCACCCACACAAGUUCCUCUGCGGCACAAGUCAAAUGUGGAAGAUGUUAUGCCACAAGCUAUAGACCCUUAUGACAAGCUGUUGUCCAUGAUUCUGGAUGGUUCUACCAGUACAGACGAUGCUGGCUUUUCAAGAUUGUCUCCAGUAGAUUCACCUCCACCUACACUAACCAGUGAAUCCCAGAGCAGGUUUAAACUAAACGAAAAAGAAGAAUCCCAUCAGCCAGCAGUGAAACCCCCAGCAGUUACUCCAGCCAGCGACUCGGCAGGCAGCGUUCGGUUAGAGAUGCCGUUUCACAAGCUUGUGACGAUGGAGCCACUUUCCAUCACUUGGGAGGGGCAGUCAAAAACUCUAAGUGAGCAACCGGUUGAGUCGCAGAGACCACCAUCGGUGAAAGGAAGGGGAUUUACUGAGUUGUUCAUUGAGGAAGAGGAUGAAGUUAGUGAGGACAAAGAGGACAUUAAAGGUUUAAAUGAGAGGCUCAGUCCACAGGCUGAUGUCUCUCCUUCUACUCUGACACGGCUUCCUCACCCCGGCCUCCCCUCGCCCUCCACAGCACCACCUCUGACCUCCUUACCUCCUCUGUCCUCUUCUUUUACUUCUUCUUUUACUCCUUUGUUGUCGUCUGUCUCCCGGUCACAACAGCAGGAUCGUACCCCCAUCCCUCCCUCCAUCCCUCCCUCUCCGCCUGUCUCCCCUCGGCCCCCAUCCCUUCCUCGCCUCAUGACAUCGCCGCUACCCGCAGUCUCUCCCUCUCCACCUGUCUCACCCCUUCCUCUCCACCCCUCUUCAGCUGUUCCCUCACAGCGCCCUGUCUCUCACCCUCCAAGCUCUCCCUGUCUUCCUCCUGUCACAUCCUGCACUGGCACAGAGUCACCUAUUCCUCUUCCUACUCAGACUCCCCAUAAACCUGCCUCUCCUCCCCUCGCCACUCCACGCUCUCCCCCCACUAUCCCCGCUGUACCCCAUCCAGGACGUAGGUCUCCCAAGGUGAAGGAUCCAGUUGUUGGUGGUAAACCUCCUCGUAGCCCCAUCCUGACUCGGAGGUCCUAUCUGUCCCCCAUUAGAGGUCGAAGGCGAUUAGUACAGGAUGCGCUCCAUGGCGGAGGAGACCCGUACCAGGCCGUGUACAACUAUCUGCCUCGCAACGAGGAUGAGCUGGAGCUGAAGGAGGGCGACAUUGUAGAUGUGAUGGAAAAGUGUGAUGAUGGCUGGUUUGUUGGGACCUCUCGAAGGAGCAAGUUGUUUGGAACCUUCCCAGGAAACUAUGUGAAGCAGCUAUAAUGAUGAUUCCAGACUCCCUCCCCUCCCCUCUGGCCCCGCCUCUUCCUGUGACACAUUCAUCACCCUCAGCACAGCACCCGCAGGACACCACCUACCAACACUGGUCCCCCAAGACCUGUCGCACAUUUCUGUGUUUGCGUGUUAUGUGUGGCUGGUCAGCUUCACACAGACAGAACAUUUAGCUCUAACUAGCCAUCUUUAAAGGAAGUCUUCUAUAAAAUAAUGUUGUUUUUUUAAUCUUAUCUUUUUAUCCUUAUUUUUCUAUCAUGGAGAACUCAAACUUUGUGCUCCAGUCAGUGACCUUUAACUUUUGACUGUGAUAGAAGGAUGUGAAAAGAACUUUGCAAACAGUCAAAGAUAGAAAACAGGGCACGGCAGCGAUGCUUUUCUUCCUGUUAAAGGGCAGUAAGAUCACUUUUUUUAUUUUCCCGCAGUAUCUCAAACAUAAAAACACUUGUUACAUUUCAUAUCAGUGUUCACUAACAAAUAUCCCCAAAGACGUUACAGUGCAGAGAGUGUUGUAAACAGUAUUCUGUCAGCAGGUCUGUUGUGUACAAGCUGUGUUGAAGGGAUUGCAGCCAUGCAGCUGAUAUUUCAGGUAAAAGGAUGUUAGAUCCCACGCUUACAGGACUGUAAAAAAUGUGCAUGUAUCAAUGUUAUGUGUCGCCCGAGGUGCUGAUUGGUUGAUAAGAAUUUGGGGAUAUGAAACACGAUCAUUAUGAAGCAAUCAUUUCGCAUCUUAUCGCAAAUGAGGAAGUGGGAAAAAUAUCAUCAGCACUGUUGCACUUGCUGUCUAAACCUAAUACAAUAGAUUUAAAGUGUAAGAUUAGAAAACACAAAAAUAUUUUGGACUUGUUGGUUCUUCAUCUUCACACUAGGAUUAAUGCACUUUAACAAAACUUUAACGUAAUUUCGUGUGUUUUAUCUCAAAUGUCACUUCAGAUUUUACACACCAGGUGUUAAAGGUUCAGUGUGAAGGAUUUAGUGGCAUAUAAUGGCAGAAAUUGAACAUAAUAUAACAAUUAUGUUUUCUUUAGUGUAUAAUCACCUGAAAAUAAGAACAGUCGUGCCUCCAUGACCUGAGAAUGAGUCGUUUAUAGAGCCGUACACAUGCCUCGUUUUGCGCCCUUAAAUUCAUUGUUUUCAAUGUUGACAAGCGCCUACGUUUCAGGGCGCAGCAGCUGUGCCCCAAGAUAAACCAAGUGUAACUUUUGGAACACAGCAGUGUGCCUGCCAAUCACAGCAGACAGAUACCUUUCCCUUCUUUCGUAAAUCUCAGUCUGUGGUAACUAUAGAAAAGUUGAUUAUUUUGGUGCAGGACUGCCAGAGCUUUUCAUCUGUCCCACGGACAGCGCCUGGAAGAAGAUCAGCUCUGCACUCAGGAUUUCAGGUUAAUAGGCUAUGAUACGGUGCUUGUUGAGGUUGCUUGGCAACCACAGACACAACAUGCCGGCGCACUCCUGAAAGCUGGCUCGAAAAAGGCACAAAAGAAGUGCCCAGGACCCGACCUCAAAUUUCCCAGGCGGUUAAAGACGCAGCAUGUGUACCAAUCCCGUUAUCUACAUAGGGAGCGGGUUCUCAUCCACGGGGAUGGCUCUGUUACACCACCAUGUUUCUACAGUGGCCCAGAAUGGACAAACUAAACACUGGCUCUAGACAGGGUCAUUCCCGUUCUUUGGAUUUUCGGCCAUUGUAGUUAGCAGCCCCUUUGUGACGAGCAGUGUUGGAAAAACACUAAUUGUUUUUAACGUGAAACUGCAUUAUUCACUGUUUUUACCAGUUUCAAUCACCUCGUCCAUUUGUCUCGGAAAGGAGGAGACCUCUGCUGAUAAUUUAGCGCCUAAACAAUCAACACCAAAGGAAUCUUAACCGGGAGUUUAUGCUUGGUACAUGGCAGAAGUUCAAUUUGUGGUAAUCUGCAGUCCUCACCACUAGAGGCCACUAAAUCCUUCACACUGCUCCUUUAAAAUGUCCGUGGGCCUUUGCAGUAUAUUGGUCAUGUUUGAAAAGUGUAUGCAUAAAGGCUACCAACCUUUUAGGUAUUAUAUUUAUAAGAGGACAAGUGCUGGUUGAACUGUGUUAUGAGACGAUUUUAGAAAAGAUGGAACAACAGGAUGCUUUUCUAACAUCUUUGAACAGCAGCAAACCCACAUAUGAAGGACUAUUUUAUUGUAUCAAUGCCCAGAUCAGUGCUGAGUGACAACAGGAAAGUUCAUGAUGGUGUCAUUAUGUUUUAUGUUGAAUUAUUUAAGUGAGACGCAGGAUGAGAUAGCGUUUUACGAAACAAAAACUCCAGUCACACAACUGCAGUUUUUCCACUAGAUUUCGGUGGCAUCUUCUAACCCUGUUGUCAGAGCGCGUGGGUCACUGUUUCAUGUAGUUAUAUACUAUUUGGAAUUAUCGUCAUCUUAGCUUGCUCAGUGAAUAUAUUUUAUGUUUUUGUUUCUCAUUUUACGUGUUUCACAUAGGAUGGACACUGACAACAAAGCAAUUGUUAAAGCACCUUAAGAUAUAUGUUUUAUCAUUCAUUGUCCUUCACGUCACCCCCCUGUCAUCCACUAUCUCAGCUGAUGUGACAACACUCCGUGUGUGUGUGUGUGUGUGCGUGUGUGUGUGUGUGUGUGUGUCUGUGGUGUUUUUGUAAGCCUUUUGUAUGAGAGCUGUAAAAUGGCCAACAUCCACAUGCUUUAUAAAGUCAGCUUUUUCUCACCCAC